GGUGAUUUCGGUUGUGUGUUCUUCUCCACUGGCUUGCGAGUUUUUUGGAGGGUGUGAACUAUGUCCGGUCUGCAGUGAACGCUUCAUAAACUGGGGUUCCGUUGAACUUUGAGGCAGUUGAAGAUACGCUGCCGGCAGGGCAGGACAUGCUCGGUAGGUGUGGUGUAAGGUCCUCACCAAAACCAAGUCUUCUGAACUCUGGUUGGACACUGGAGCUUCAGGGCAAACCAGGAGAUUUCUUAACAUCCCCUCUCCGGUGCACACGCACAGCCCACCCCAGCGGCGGAGGCUUCUCGGGGAGCCUAAGCACAGAGUCACAGCGCCAUCUCCUGCCAAGAUGGGGCACUGUUCCUCAAGAGAGGUUGUCUCCAAAAUAGACAGAUACAAAUCAAAAAUGAGAACCAGCUUUCAGAGGCUUUCGGGUGAGUGCAACUUUUUCCAGUUGCCUGGAAUCCUGGUUCAUCCACACCAGAUGCCUCCAUAUGCUGCCGGAGUUCAACCCCAACCAGAUCAGGGUCAAAUAUCUGAGGUGUGCCCUAGCCCCCAAGAUUGGGCCCCUGGGUCUGCCUCUGAAAAAGUUUGGUGAUAACAUGACCAAAGCGACUGGUAAAUGGAACAGUCUGAGGGUCACAGUGAAGCUGACCAUUCGAAAUAGACAGGCCCAGACUGAGGAGGUGCCUUCUGCCUCUGCCCUGAUCAUGAAGCCCUCAGAGAACUGCCAAGAGACAGGAAGAAGAAGGAAGGAAGGAAGGAAAGCACACAGUGGAAAUGUCACUUUCAAUGAGAUUGUCAACACUGUCCAACAGAAGUGGCACCGAUCCUUAGCUAGAGAACUCUCUGGAACCAUUAAAGAGAUCCUGGGGAAGGCCCAGUCUGUGGGCUGCAGUGUUGGUGGCCGCCACCCUCGUGACGUCAUAGAUGACAUCAGCAGUGAGGCAGGGGAAUGUCCAGCUAGUUCACAACGACAAAGAAAAAUGUUUCCAUUAAAGAUCAUUUGACGACCACGACAACAGCACCAGGAAGAGCACCGGCCUGCUCACAACAAAACUGUGGCAGGGCAAAACCCAACACUGGCAGCGGUGGGGAGGAGCCGCUGCGUGCGCUGGGGCACCUCACACCCUACGGUGCCUUCUGGAGGGCGUGCUGACACUGCAGGUCAGACACUUGCACCAUCUGACUUCUGGGGUGACACCCAGUGUCAGUUAGUGAAGAGAAACGAAAUAACCUGCUCUGUGCACGCACGUGUGAUUACAUUGUAUUUUCUAUGUUGGUGAAGAGCUGGAAUCCUAGGUAAGGCCCAGACCUAAGUAGGUGUAGCUACACCAGGUGCGAUUGGAAACAGGGGACCAUCUCUGUAAACUAAUCCCAGGUGACAAAAAGGACACCCCAGAUAUUAUUUGACAGUAAAGUCUAUGAAACAGGAACAGUGCACGCAGCAGUAAGGAUCAGAAGAGGAUUCCAAAUCUUAGAAGUAAUGGAAAAACGCAAUAAAAAUAAGCUUAAAAAAUCUUAGAAGUAGUUGAUGUUCUUCAACACG
Phyllostomus discolor (pale spear-nosed bat) is the source of this 1537-nucleotide messenger RNA. RefSeq names its product 60S ribosomal protein L12-like. Gene Ontology annotation, cellular component: cytosolic large ribosomal subunit; ribosome. NCBI's taxonomy places the organism in Eukaryota, Metazoa, Chordata, Mammalia, Chiroptera, Phyllostomidae. The record is from RefSeq and is a predicted model, not a curated record. Gene Ontology annotation, molecular function: large ribosomal subunit rRNA binding; structural constituent of ribosome. Gene Ontology annotation, biological process: translation.